AGCUGGGAUGGUGCGGGAAGAGGGAGGGCUUUUCCGUGGCCCUGGCCAGGCAGUGCCCGUUGCCAGAGGCGCGGAGCUGGCGCCUGCCAGGGCCCGGCAGCUCAUGGCCUCUGCUCCCUGUCUGGGUCCCGCAGGCUCUCCUCCCUCCAGCAGCCAUGGCGUGCUACAGCCCGUGCCUGCCCGCUGCCUGCGGCCCAACCCCGCUUGCCAACAGCUGCAACGAGCCGUGCGUCCUGCGCUGCGCCGACUCCAGCGUUGCCAUCCAGCCCUCGCCAGUGCUGGUGACGCUGCCGGGCCCGAUCCUCAGCUCCUUCCCGCAGAGCACAGCCGUGGGAUCCAGCGCCUCGGCUGCCGUGGGCAGCUCUCUCAGCGCUGCCAGCGUGCCCAUCGCUUCUGGGGGCUCCCUGGGGCUGGGGGGCUAUGGCUGGGCAGGGCUGGGCCGGGGGCUCGGCGGGGCUCUGGGACGUGCCAAUCUCUUAUGCUGAAGCCCGUGCAUUGCCUGCCCGUGCUCCAGCGCCAGCAGCCUCCACCAAA
Molecule: messenger RNA, 534 nt
Organism: Pezoporus occidentalis (night parrot)
Lineage: Eukaryota; Metazoa; Chordata; Aves; Psittaciformes; Psittacidae
Product: beta-keratin-related protein
Exons: 1
Coding region: 156-485 (109 amino acids)
Cellular component (GO): intermediate filament
Molecular function (GO): structural constituent of cytoskeleton
Source: RefSeq, a predicted model, not a curated record